Molecule: messenger RNA, 1482 nt
Organism: Glycine soja
Lineage: Eukaryota; Viridiplantae; Streptophyta; Magnoliopsida; Fabales; Fabaceae
Exons: 3
Coding region: 345-1271 (308 amino acids)
Source: RefSeq, a predicted model, not a curated record
AACAGACGUCGUCGUAUUAAUUCAGUUAUCAAAUUCAUUCUGUAACAUACCACUGUAUACUGUAUCCGACACGACACCAACUCCCUACAACUCAAGUAACACAAAUUCGUCAAACCAACAACAACAGGCAACAGCUGUGAAUGAAUCACUCAUCACUCUGUCUCACUCUUAUUAUGUGUCACUCUCUCCCACACUUUUCCAUUUCACUCUCACCUUUCCCAUGAUCUCAAGUCUCCACCACCCCAACACUGAAUUCUGCAAUUUCCCUCAACCAUUUCCAAUUCCCUCUUCUGGGCACCGUUAAAUUUCCCAUCUUGCCACCGAUAUCUCAUCUGGGUCAUUCCAUGGCGCACGCGAAGACCGAUUCCGACGUCACGAGCAUGGACACGUCAUCGUCGCCAAAACGCGCCGUUUACUACGUGCAGAGCCCCUCGCGCGACUCUCACGACGGCGACAAGUCGUCGACGGCGACGCACGCGACGCCGGCGUGCAACAGCCCCGUGGAUUCGCCCUCGCACCAUUCCUACGGGCACCACUCUAGGGCUUCUUCUUCGAGCAGGGUCUCCGGCGGGUCCUACAACAUCGCCUCUUGGGGAAGGAAAGUGACCCGCAAAAACAAAUUAGGGUGGCCUCAUGAGUGCAAGGUCAUUGAGGAAGAAGAGGAAGGGUAUUAUGGGGAAAGACAAGGCUUUUCUAGGAAGACUCAGAUCUUCGUUGGGGUCCUUGGCUUUGCCUUCAUUUUCACCCUCUUUUGUUUCAUCAUUGCUGCGGCUGCCAGGCCUUAUAAUGUUCGGAUCAGUGUUAAGAGUUUCACAGUACACAACUUCUUAUUCGGAGAAGGGUCGGAUAUGACAGGAGUUCCAACCAAGAUGCUGACGGUAAAUUGUUCGGCGAGAAUGACAGUGCAUAACCCUGCAACCUUCUUCGGAAUUCAUGUCAGCUCUAAAGCAGUGAAUCUUAUGUAUUCUGAGAUGACAGUUGCAACUGGUGAGCUGAAGAAGCAUUAUCUAUCGAGAAAGAGUACCCGUACAGUGUCUGUGAACCUGCAAGGAAGCAAGGUUUCUCUAUAUGGUGCUGAUGCAAGCUUAACUGGCUUGGUGGACAAUGGAAAAAUACCAAUGACUCUUGUCUUUGAAGUUGGAUCGCUAGGGAAUAUUGUUGGGAGGUUGGUGAGGUCCAAACAUCGAAGGCGUGUCUCUUGCUCAGUGGCUAUUGAUUCCCACAACAUCGAACCCAUCAAACUUAAAGAGAAUGCAUGCACAUACAAUUGAGAGGUUUUGGUCUUAGCAGUAACCAGUUUCUUGUGUGCCUUUUCAAUUCAUUCUGCUGGCUUUUAGAUUUCCCGUGAUACAGGUAAAAUGGUGAAAGAAAUACUAUUAUAGAGUUAAUAUUGUAGAGGUUUUACAAGUAUAAUUUUUGGAGACAUGAGAAAUGAAAAUUAGUUAUAAUGUAAUGGUAUAAUUCUAUUUCCCCUUCUUCCUA